Molecule: messenger RNA, 1098 nt
Organism: Gastrolobium bilobum
Lineage: Eukaryota; Viridiplantae; Streptophyta; Magnoliopsida; Fabales; Fabaceae
Product: codeine O-demethylase-like
Exons: 4
Coding region: 1-1098 (365 amino acids)
Source: RefSeq, a predicted model, not a curated record
AUGGCAUCGUCUGAAGCAGCAAGAUCUGAGAGAUCUCAACCAGUGUUGAGUGUCCAGGAGCUCAUGAAGAAACCGCUGACAUCAAUUCCUCAACGUUAUAUUCAUCUAGACAGUCAUGAACCUUCAGCUUUCCAAGAUGAAACCUUUUGUAGUGCAAUGAUCCCAACCAUCAACCUGAAAAAAAUGAUUCAUGGAGAAGCUACAGAACUUGAACUAGAGAAAUUGAACUCAGCUUGUAGGGACUGGGGUUUCUUUCAGUUGGUGGACCAUGGAAUCAGCACACCAGUGUUGGAAACGCUUAAGGAUGAGAUUGAAGAAUUCUUCGGGCUUCCCUUGCAAGAAAAGAUGAAGUACAAGAUAAGGCAAGGUGAAGUUGAAGGUUACGGAGCUGUGAUAAGAUCAGAGGAUCAAAAACUUGAUUGGGGUGAUAGGUUCUAUAUGAUGACCAAUCCUCUUAAUAAAAGAAAACCAUAUCUUUUCCCGGACCUUCCUUCAUCACUCAGGACUAUCUUAGAAUCAUACACUGCAGAGUUGCAAAAUGUUGCUAUGAUACUUGUGGGGUUGAUGGGAAAAGCCCUGAAGAUAGAUAAGAGAGAGUGGGAGGUGUUUGAAAACGGGAUGCAAUCUGUGAGGAUGACAUAUUACCCUCCAUGCCCAAAACCAGAGCUUGUUAUGGGCUUCCCUGCUCAUUCAGAUGCAACAGGAAUCACCAUCCUUAACCAAGUGAAUGGAGUGCAUGGCCUCCAGAUUAAGAAACAUGGGAUUUGGAUUCCAGUGAAAAUCAUCUCAGAUGCUUUCAUUGUCAAUAUUGGGGACAUUCUGGAGAUUAUGAGCAAUGGGGCAUAUAAAAGUGUUGAGCACAGGGCAACAGUGAAUUCAGAAAAGGAAAGGAUCUCUAUUGCUAUGUUCUUUCUCCCCAAGUUUCAAUCUGAGAUUGGACCUGCAAUUAGCCUCACAAACCCAGAAAAUCCCCCUUUGUUCAAAAGGAUUGGAAUGGAGAAAUAUGUCAAAGAUUACUUCACUCGUAAGAUGGAUGGAAAGUCGUACUUGGAGCAUAUGAGAAUCACUGAUCAAAAUGUUACCGACACCACAGUUUAG